GUUUAUAUAUCCUCUUCAGCAGCCACCUAUCUUGUUACUAAUAAUUUAAGCUGUCUAUAUAGUAUCUCUCUUUCUGCUAUUAUUUGAUCAUCAUCAUCAUCUCAUUCCCCAAAUCUCUCACCACCCUGUUUUAUUACCACACUCUUCUGCUUCACUCAAACCUUCCACAAACCUCUUCUUUUUAAUACUCCAAAUCCAUAAGUUGUUGCUCAAUAUGCUGGGAAAUUCAGUAAAUUUGAGCACAUUUUGGGGAAAUUUAUGAGAUUUGCUCACUAUCGAUUGUAGUUUAGUCUCUUAAUUGGCUUUAUGCUAAACUAAAGUGUUUAUAAAUUACUAUAAUUCUCAGAAAAAACAGGUAAUACAGCAAACAAGAAGAAAAUCUGAAAUUGAAUCGUCCAAUCGAAAAUGAGGAAGAUACCUUCUAUAGGAGCAAGAGCAGCAAUGGCGGUUGCGGAAUUCGAUUCACAAUCACACUCACACAUAUCCCCACCGCCGCCGCCUGUAUCGCAUCCGGAAAGAUGCGACGCCAAAAAUUGCCCGUGGUGGCCGUACUCGAGCUCCAAGGAAUUCAAGGCGAACACGGCGCUGAUCAUCGCCGUCCUCUUCUGCGCGCUGGCGUUCAACGCCGGCAUCCGCUACAUCGUGCGCCUGUAUUGCGGAGAACGGGGCAGCGGCGCGAAGGAAGAGAUUCGAGGUCUGAGCUACGCGGAGGGGAUGAAGCUGGGCGGGGAGGAGACGGAGUGCAUUAUCUGUUUGGGUGAUUUCGCGGUAGGGGAGAAGAUCAGAGUUCUCGAUAAAUUUAAGCAUGGAUUCCACCUCAAUUGCAUUCAGAGAUGGCUCAUUUCGCACUCCUCCGUAUGCCUGCACAAACCGAACCGAACCGCCGGUUCACAAACCGGAACCGGAACCGGAACCAGCGCCGGCGGUUCGAACGGGAUGGCAGUUCGGCGGUUCAAGCGGGCCGGUUCUGGUUCAAAAAAAGCGUAAACCGUAACCGGCGGUUAAAACCGCCUGUUCGCCGGUUUGAACAAGCGGCUCAGCGGUUGCAACGGUAGGAUUCCGGCUAGGGCGUAGUUUUCAGGCUAGGUGUACAGAAAAACAAGCGGUUCAACACCCUUUUCAGGUGGUAGCGUAUAGGUGGCAGUGUAUAGGCCUGAAAAUCGGUCAGAAACCGCCUGUUUUCGGCCAGAAACCGGCGGUUUCCAUCAGAAACCGUGGACUGAACCGCCGGUU
Salvia splendens (bonfire salvia) is the source of this 1233-nucleotide messenger RNA. RefSeq names its product RING-H2 finger protein ATL79. The transcript has a single exon. NCBI's taxonomy places the organism in Eukaryota, Viridiplantae, Streptophyta, Magnoliopsida, Lamiales, Lamiaceae. Bases 406 to 987 code for a protein of 193 amino acids. Gene Ontology annotation, biological process: protein ubiquitination. The record is from RefSeq and is a predicted model, not a curated record. Gene Ontology annotation, molecular function: transferase activity.